CUAGGCUCAUUUAUAAAAACGCAUUUCACCACCUUGAACUACGUUAUUGAUUACAAACUUAUCCUGCCAGAAUUAAACUGCGAGCGACAUUUUGUCCAACGUCUUCUUUAUCCUAGCAUAUAAUAUUACAGCACCAAUAUGCAGAUCUUCGUUAAAACACUGACUGGUAAAACAAUCACGCUUGAAGUAGAACCAUCAGACACCAUUGAAAAUGUCAAAGCUAAAAUACAAGACAAAGAAGGAAUCCCUCCUGAUCAACAAAGGUUGAUUUUUGCCGGAAAGCAGCUUGAAGAUGGACGAACUUUAUCGGACUACAAUAUACAGAAGGAAUCAACCCUUCAUCUUGUUCUCAGACUCAGAGGGGGCAUGCAAAUCUUUGUGAAGACCCUCACUGGCAAAACCAUCACCCUUGAGGUUGAACCAUCAGACACCAUUGAAAAUGUCAAGGCCAAAAUCCAAGACAAAGAAGGCAUUCCCCCAGAUCAACAGCGUCUGAUCUUUGCUGGCAAACAGCUUGAGGAUGGUCGCACUCUGUCAGAUUACAACAUUCAGAAAGAAUCAACCCUUCAUCUGGUGCUUCGUCUGAGAGGUGGUAUGCAAAUCUUCGUGAAGACCCUCACUGGCAAAACCAUCACCCUUGAGGUUGAACCAUCAGACACCAUUGAAAAUGUCAAGGCCAAAAUCCAAGACAAAGAAGGCAUUCCCCCAGAUCAACAGCGUCUGAUCUUUGCUGGCAAACAGCUUGAAGAUGGUCGCACUCUGUCAGAUUACAACAUUCAGAAAGAAUCAACCCUUCAUCUGGUGCUUCGUCUGAGAGGUGGUAUGCAAAUCUUCGUGAAGACCCUCACUGGCAAAACCAUCACCCUUGAGGUUGAACCAUCAGACACCAUUGAAAAUGUCAAGGCCAAAAUCCAAGACAAAGAAGGCAUUCCCCCAGAUCAACAGCGUCUGAUCUUUGCUGGCAAACAGCUUGAGGAUGGUCGCACUCUGUCAGAUUACAACAUUCAGAAAGAAUCAACCCUUCAUCUGGUGCUUCGUCUGAGAGGUGGUAUGCAAAUCUUCGUGAAGACCCUCACUGGCAAAACCAUCACCCUUGAGGUUGAACCAUCAGACACCAUUGAAAAUGUCAAGGCCAAAAUCCAAGACAAAGAAGGCAUUCCCCCAGAUCAACAGCGUCUGAUCUUUGCUGGCAAACAGCUUGAGGAUGGUCGCACUCUGUCAGAUUACAACAUUCAGAAAGAAUCAACCCUUCAUCUGGUGCUUCGUCUGAGAGGUGGUAUGCAAAUCUUCGUGAAGACCCUCACUGGCAAAACCAUCACCCUUGAGGUUGAACCAUCAGACACCAUUGAAAAUGUCAAGGCCAAAAUCCAAGACAAAGAAGGCAUUCCCCCAGAUCAACAGCGUCUGAUCUUUGCUGGCAAACAGCUUGAAGAUGGUCGCACUCUGUCAGAUUACAACAUUCAGAAAGAAUCAACCCUUCAUCUGGUGCUUCGUCUGAGAGGUGGUAUGCAAAUCUUCGUGAAGACCCUCACUGGCAAAACCAUCACCCUUGAGGUUGAACCAUCAGACACCAUUGAAAAUGUCAAGGCCAAAAUCCAAGACAAAGAAGGCAUUCCCCCAGAUCAACAGCGUCUGAUCUUUGCUGGCAAACAGCUUGAGGAUGGUCGCACUCUGUCAGAUUACAACAUUCAGAAAGAAUCAACCCUUCAUCUGGUGCUUCGUCUGAGAGGUGGUAUGCAAAUCUUCGUGAAGACCCUCACUGGCAAAACCAUCACCCUUGAGGUUGAACCAUCAGACACCAUUGAAAAUGUCAAGGCCAAAAUCCAAGACAAAGAAGGCAUUCCCCCAGAUCAACAGCGUCUGAUCUUUGCUGGCAAACAGCUUGAGGAUGGUCGCACUCUGUCAGAUUACAACAUUCAGAAAGAAUCAACCCUUCAUCUGGUGCUUCGUCUGAGAGGUGGUAUGCAAAUCUUCGUGAAGACCCUCACUGGCAAAACCAUCACCCUUGAGGUUGAACCAUCAGACACCAUUGAAAAUGUCAAGGCCAAAAUCCAAGACAAAGAAGGCAUUCCCCCAGAUCAACAGCGUCUGAUCUUUGCUGGCAAACAGCUUGAAGAUGGUCGCACUCUGUCAGAUUACAACAUUCAGAAAGAAUCAACCCUUCAUCUGGUGCUUCGUCUGAGAGGUGGUAUGCAAAUCUUCGUGAAGACCCUCACUGGCAAAACCAUCACCCUUGAGGUUGAACCAUCAGACACCAUUGAAAAUGUCAAGGCCAAAAUCCAAGACAAAGAAGGCAUUCCCCCAGAUCAACAGCGUCUGAUCUUUGCUGGCAAACAGCUUGAAGAUGGUCGCACUCUGUCAGAUUACAACAUUCAGAAAGAAUCAACCCUUCAUCUGGUGCUUCGUCUGAGAGGUGGUAUGCAAAUCUUCGUGAAGACCCUCACUGGCAAAACCAUCACCCUUGAGGUUGAACCAUCAGACACCAUUGAAAAUGUCAAGGCCAAAAUCCAAGACAAAGAAGGCAUUCCCCCAGAUCAACAGCGUCUGAUCUUUGCUGGCAAACAGCUUGAAGAUGGUCGCACUCUGUCAGAUUACAACAUUCAGAAAGAAUCAACCCUUCAUCUGGUGCUUCGUCUGAGAGGUGGUAUGCAAAUCUUCGUGAAGACCCUCACUGGCAAAACCAUCACCCUUGAGGUUGAACCAUCAGACACCAUUGAAAAUGUCAAGGCCAAAAUCCAAGACAAAGAAGGCAUUCCCCCAGAUCAACAGCGUCUGAUCUUUGCUGGCAAACAGCUUGAAGAUGGUCGCACUCUGUCAGAUUACAACAUUCAGAAAGAAUCAACCCUUCAUCUGGUGCUUCGUCUGAGAGGUGGUAUGCAAAUCUUCGUGAAGACCCUCACUGGCAAAACCAUCACCCUUGAGGUUGAACCAUCAGACACCAUUGAAAAUGUCAAGGCCAAAAUCCAAGACAAAGAAGGCAUUCCCCCAGAUCAACAGCGUCUGAUCUUUGCUGGCAAACAGCUUGAAGAUGGUCGCACUCUGUCAGAUUACAACAUUCAGAAAGAAUCAACCCUUCAUCUGGUGCUUCGUCUGAGAGGUGGUAUGCAAAUCUUCGUGAAGACCCUCACUGGCAAAACCAUCACCCUUGAGGUUGAACCAUCAGACACCAUUGAAAAUGUCAAGGCCAAAAUCCAAGACAAAGAAGGCAUUCCCCCAGAUCAACAGCGUCUGAUCUUUGCUGGCAAACAGCUUGAAGAUGGUCGCACUCUGUCAGAUUACAACUCAGAAAGAAUCAACCCUUCAUCUGGUGCUUCGUCUGAGAGGUGGUAUGCAAUCUUCGUGAAGACCCUCACUGGCAAAACCAUCACCCUUGAGGUUGAACCAUCAGACACCAUUGAAAAUGUCAAGGCCAAAAUCCAAGACAAAGAAGGCAUUCCCCCAGAUCAACAGCGUCUGAUCUUUGCUGGCAAACAGCUAGAGGAUGGUCGCACUCUGUCAGAUUACAACAUUCAGAAAGAGUCAACCCUUCAUCUGGUGCUUCGUCUGAGAGGUGGCAAUUAGAUCUGCCUUUGAUUAAAGAACCCAAGCUCAGUUCUGUUUAAUAGCAAAUUCCAUCUGCUUUGUAUUCAAGUGGUGAAAAGGUUGGGCUGAGGUGAAACUAUAGGCCCAAAAAGUUUUUACAAAACAGUAGAUCUAGUUCUUAUACAACUUUGUAUGAUUUUUAUUAAACUUGUUUUUAUUUUACAGUCUUAAUUAAAUAGAAUACUAAUUUAAACUUCUUACCCAGUACAUUUCAAUAAUUCCUAGAUUAAUACUUUUGAGCUAUAAUUUCCUGCAGUUAAACUAAUAAAACCUUUUAAUUAUAACAAAAUUAUGAAUGGAAAAUUUUUUAACUUGUAAAUUCUGCAUUUUGAUUAAAAUUCUUGCAAUGGCA
Messenger RNA from Physella acuta, 3934 nucleotides. RefSeq names its product polyubiquitin-C-like. NCBI's taxonomy places the organism in Eukaryota, Metazoa, Mollusca, Gastropoda, Physidae. Gene Ontology annotation, molecular function: protein binding. The record is from RefSeq and is a predicted model, not a curated record.